This is a messenger RNA of Entamoeba dispar SAW760, 588 nucleotides long. RefSeq lists its product as uncharacterized. The record is from RefSeq and is a predicted model, not a curated record. The coding region runs from base 1 to 588 and encodes 195 amino acids. NCBI's taxonomy places the organism in Eukaryota, Evosea, Mastigamoebida, Endamoebidae. The transcript is spliced from 3 exons. Gene Ontology annotation, molecular function: GTP binding; GTPase activity.
AUGAAAGGAAGUAUAUACACAUUUAAAGUUCUUGUUAUUGGAGAGUCUUCUGUUGGUAAAACUGCCAUUAUGGAACGGUUCUGUGAAAACCAAUUUAAAGGUGAUUAUAUGUCAACAAUUGGAAUGGAUUUUAAUACAAAAACAAUUUCAGUCAAUGGACAAAGUAUUAAGUUAAAGAUUUGGGAUACUGCUGGACAAGAAAGAUUUAGAAACGUGACAACAAGUUAUUAUAGAGGAACUCAAGGAUGUUUAGUUGUGUAUGAUGUUUGUAACAAAGGGUCAUUUGAAAUGUUAGAUUAUUGGAUAGAAGAAUAUAAGAGAGAACAACCAAAUUCAGAAGUUGUUAUUGUUGGAAAUAAAAUUGAUUCAACUCAACGAGACGUUACUGAUUCAAUGAGUGAAUCAUAUGCCCACUCAAGAAAUCUAGUAUCAAUGACGUGUUCUGCUUUAAAUGGUACAGGAGUAAAAGAAGCAUUUGAAAAACUUGCGAGUCAAAUUUUAGAAAAUAAAUUGUUAAUGGAGAGUUUACCUGAAACAACAGAAACCAAUUUGGAUACAAAAGGAAAACAACAAUCCACAUGUUGUUAA